GUGACUUGAAUAUUUUAGGUUAUACGCGGUUUUGACAUUUCCGAAAUAUAAAUUUAUUUUGCUCUGUGCUAUUUUUAUAAAUGAUUUGAGUUAGAUUUUAGUGUUUAAUAAUGAGCAGUGUAAUCGUUUUGGCCCCAAAUGGCCGUAGACAAACUGUCAAGUGUACUCCUAACACCACUAUUCUGCAAAUUUUGGAAGAGGUAUGUAAAAAACAAGGAUUAAAAUCGGAAGAAUAUGAUAUUAAACAUCACAAUAAAGUAUUGGAUACCACUUCCACAUUUCGAUUUUCUGGAUUGCCUAAUAAUGCCAGUUUGGAAUUAUGUGAGAUUGUUAAAAUACGAAAAGAAUCUGAUAUAACAUUAGCCCUAAAUCUGGAAAAUGGAACCCGAUUAAUGGGAAAUUUUAAUCCAAAUGAAACCUUAUCAAAUAUUUUAAAACAACUUUGUCCUGAAAAUGCUACACCAGAUAAAAACCCUGUUGUUAUUUAUACAAGAAGAGAAAUAUAUGGAGGGGAUCUUGAAAAAACAACAUUAAAAAGUUUAGGUUUAACAGGUGGCAGAGCAAUGAUUAGAUUAAUGAAUAAGGCACCUGAAGAGUUAAAACAACAAGCCAAUGUUUCAGCUCCAUUACCCUCCAAACCUGUAGAAGAAAAGCCAUAUAGAAGUCGUAACUUACAAAAAAGCGAGUCCCCAUUUGAAAAAUCCGAACCUAUGGAUACUAGUCAACCUUCUACAAAUAAACAAAUAAACAAAACACAGGAAGAGCAACCAAAACCUGAAAUAAAACCUCAAAAGUAUGAAAAAAAUCCCAACACAGAUAUUUUAAAGUUGGCCAAAGAAAGAAAAAAAAGUAUGGAGAGAACAGCAGGUACUUUGGAAAAUAAAACGGAAAAUAAAAGGGUUAUUAACAGUGUUAAUGUUUCACAGUGUGAAUGUAAGAAUAAUCAGAAAAUGGAAGUAGAUUGUAGCUUAAGGUGUACCAAAGAGUGCUCAAAUGCUGAGGCUACUACUAAUCUAAUUGAGGAUGAUUUUGUUUUUUUGGGUACAAGAAACGCAAUGUUAUUCUCCCUCGAAACUGCCAACGCUGUGCCUCCAGAAGAAUUACCCGACGAUUUUUACGACUUAACGUUAGACGAUGCCAAAAAAAUUUUAAGGGACGUCAAAAGAAAACGUUUCGAUAUGGAGAACACGCCUUUAAAAACAUCAGCUCUAAGAAACUUGGAUGACAGCAAACAGCAAUUGCGCAAUCUCAGCAGAUACAAGAAAGCGAUUAUAAGAGUGCAAUUUCCUGACCGUACUGUUCUUCAAGGAACUUUUCUACCCACAGAUAGUAUACAAAGUGUUGUGGAUUUCGUGCGGGAAUUCGUUGAGGAGAAAAGUUUGAAUUUUUAUGUCUAUACAUCUCCACCAAAACUUAUAUUAGAUUCAACUAAAAGGUUAAUAGAAGUUGGGUGUGUACCAGGGGCCUUGUUGUAUUUUGGAACUCACGAAGAAAUAAAACAGGAGGAAUAUUUAAGACAUGAUUUGAGAAAUAAAUUUACUACAUCUUCUGUGGCAUCACUAGCAGCUACAAAAAUAAGAACUGCCAAUACAAGAAAUACUUGCACAGCAAUGGAGGAAGAUGAUUUUGAUGUGGAUGAAAAUACUUCACCAGAACCUGGUGUGAAUGAUGGAGCCAGUACAAGUUCUGGAAUCACCCAUCAGCCCACCGCAGCCCAAGAAAAUUAUGGAAAAAAAGUUCUAAAAACUACUGAAAAUGUGCCUAAAUGGUUUAAACCAUCAAAAUAAAAUGCUUAAUUUAUUUUUUUGUUAAUUUGGUUCGUAUUUAAUAAUAUAUUUUUUUAUUUUUAAUCCAGC
Molecule: messenger RNA, 1856 nt
Organism: Brassicogethes aeneus
Lineage: Eukaryota; Metazoa; Arthropoda; Insecta; Coleoptera; Nitidulidae
Source: the annotation of a GenBank genome assembly